AUGACGAAAUAUUCAUUAAACGUAGAGAGCCUUUUGCCAAAUGGGAAUGUCGAUUAUGACUUUACACUAAUUAUCAAUGAUAAGAAAUACAUGAUCAAUUCGCUUAUCGCGUCAACUCACUCAAAGAAAUUAUUUAAUUUGUUUUUCGAAGAUCCAAUAGCAACUGAAUGCUCAAUAAAAGGUCCAAAUGGAGAUUAUGGCGAAGUAAUUAAUUUCUUAAAUGGAAACAAGAUAAAUCCUUCACCUUACAACGCAAUUUUCCUUUUUUCUGUUUCAAACAUACUUCAAUCCACAGAUUUAUUUGAAAUUGUCCGAGAUUCGCUCACAGAACCAUUGGAUCCUACAGAUGCAUUGAAUUUAUGCCAGGAAUCUUUUCAAAAUCAAAUGGAUUGUGAAUAUUUUGCCAAAAUUGUUGCAUUAUCAUUUAAUUCAAUGGUGAGCAGCAAUAAAUUACCAUCAAACAUCGAUCAUUCCAUUCUUGACAUCAUUUUACAGAAUUGUACUCCUGAUAACGAUAUCGAUCCAACUUUACUUAAAAAUUACCUAGAUUCAACUACCAAUAUCAUCGAUAAUCCAAAUGACAGACUCCUGAGCUUAUAUCCGUUCUCAAUCUGCACAAUUGAACAAAUCAACACUUUACUCAACACGAAAGGCUUUAAUAUCAACAAAGUUAAAGACACAUUGCUCAAGAGAACACUGACAUCAAAUUGCAGGGUCGAUAACUUCUCAAUUUAUUCACCAAUUCCAGGAAAAUUAUUAGAAGGCAUAAUUCAUCUUUUCCAGACACCAGAAGUCACAUGUUCAUCAUCCUACAAAGAAGGAUAUGAUCCUACAGUACUUCUUGAGAAAGAAGAUCCUUCUUCUCCGAGUAAAAAAUAUUAUUGCAGCAAAGGUGGUCCGAAUGAAUGGAUUCAGUUCAAAUUUAAUAGCUAUGGCAUCAAUGUGACCAAAUACGCUAUUAAAAGCUGGUACGGAGCUAGUAAUAAAGUUUCUCCUUCAUCUUGGGUUUUAUACGGAAGGGAAGGCGAUUCUGACUGGGAAAUAAUUGAUAGCAGGGACGACCAGACAUGUCUGUGCCAGGAUGGCCACGAAGAAGUGUUUGAUGUAACUGAAAAUAAGAAUUUCUACACAUCAAUCAAACUUGAGCAGCUUAAGACAUAUAACCAACGUAACAAAGUAUUUGCUAUUGCUGGAUUCGAAUUAUUCGGAAAAGUUAAGCAUUUGUAA
Messenger RNA from Trichomonas vaginalis G3, 1227 nucleotides. Its product is annotated as POZ domain family. Lineage: Eukaryota; Parabasalia; Trichomonadida; Trichomonadidae. Bases 1 to 1227 code for a protein of 408 amino acids. The transcript has a single exon. The record is from RefSeq and is a predicted model, not a curated record.